Molecule: messenger RNA, 630 nt
Organism: Bombus pascuorum
Lineage: Eukaryota; Metazoa; Arthropoda; Insecta; Hymenoptera; Apidae
Exons: 2
Coding region: 189-614 (141 amino acids)
Cellular component (GO): mitochondrion; respiratory chain complex IV
Source: RefSeq, a predicted model, not a curated record
AUGUUCAAAAAAUCUGAAUUGUCACAAUAAAAUAAAGUAUACUCUAAUCGACAUUCACGUCUCCAUUAAUUUUCUGUCUCAUGUAUUAUUUGUUUCGCGUAAUUCAUUCUACGCUUAUUAUAAAUUAAUUUAUUAUAAAUAGUAUAUUUUAUUUAUGUACAUGAAUUAAGUUAUGGAUAUAAAAUAUAAUGGAUUCUGAUAAAAACAAUAAAAUUAAUAUUUCGGAUGAAACGAAAACUACUUCUCAAAAAAGAGAUGAAGAUAAUACGUAUGAUACGAAUGAUACAUAUCUAAUGAUUGAUAAUAUCGCGACAGAUGAAAGAAAACCGAAGAAAAAGAUAACUAUAACUGUAGACGAAGAUGAUCCAUGUCUUAAACAGGAAGACAAACAGAGACAUGUACGAUCUGUAUUUCCUGGUGAAGAUCCAAGAUUUCAACAACAAAAUCAAACAUUACGCUGUUGGGUAAUGUAUCAUGAUUUCUAUCGUUGCGAACGUACUUUAGGCGAGGGAUCAGACGUAUGCACUUGGUUUAAACAAGUUUUUACAUCUAUAUGUCCAAGGGAAUGGAUUAGUCGAUGGGAUGAACUUAGAGUUAAGGACAAAUUAAUCUAACACAAAUAUAAAAAUC